Messenger RNA from Mercenaria mercenaria, 6494 nucleotides. RefSeq lists its product as uncharacterized. The record is from RefSeq and is a predicted model, not a curated record. Lineage: Eukaryota; Metazoa; Mollusca; Bivalvia; Venerida; Veneridae. The transcript is spliced from 4 exons. The coding region runs from base 16 to 1893 and encodes 625 amino acids.
GAAAGAAGAAAUGAAAUGUUCCAUUCACCAACAAUGCAAAUGGAAGACCAAGAACUGCAUGGAUGCAUAGACGAUAUCAUAGCAAUCCUUAAAGAUCCGAAAGAACUAAAAGCAAGACAAGAUGCUAAAAGAGCUGUCUCCAAGCUGAAAGAGUUGAAGCAGCAGAACUUUAUCAUAACAACGCACAACGAGGCUGAAGUAUGUCGUGAUGCUCUAGCUGCCAUAACCAACAAAUCGGAGGAACUGAAACAAAUGAUUCAAGAAGCGAAACAAGACAUUGAUAAUAAACAAGCAGAUGCUUCUAAAUCUAUUGAUGAUAAAGCACACACAGCUGCUCUUAAAGCGUUGACAAACCACAAUGAUAUCCAAUCUCUUAAACAAACGGUUGAAUGGUUGAAUGGAAGAAUACGCAAUCUUGAAUUGGACAACUCUAUGUUCAGACAGGAAAUAUCCGUUAUAAAAGAGCGGCUUAACGAAAUAGAUAACAACAUUGACACACUGCAAACUGCAAGAGAACAACAGAUAAAACGACUGAAGUAUGUGGAAGAGAAACAAGCACUUCAGAAAGGUUUGGUAGAAUUUUAUCGGCGCCAUUACAUAAAAACAUCGAUUUCACCUCUUAAAAUCCAACAGAACAACAUCUGCAUACAGGAAGUCUAUAUGAAACCCAAAAUGGCAAUUGCAGAGGAAACAAAACCCAAUGGUAGAAAACAGGACGAACAUUUCACGCGCACGAAGGAAAGCAAAUCUAUACAUAGGUAUCAUGAAAUAUUCAAAACUCAUGGGCGCAGACAUAAAGCAAUCUAUGUGUUGGGUGAUGUUGGAACUGGAAAAAGUUCUUUCUGCAAAAUGAUGAUUCAGAAUUGGUGUAAAGCUGUAACUGAUACUUCAAUCAAUAGUGUGACCUAUAAUGAGUAUUACCAUUCUAGCGAGUCUGAUGCCUAUGGUAGAUAUGAAAAUACAGACACAUCGGAUGACAGUGAUAGACAUGAAGAUACAGAUGGCAGUGACAGAUGUGGAGGUACGGACGACUCUGAUUCCAGUGAUGAGUCAAGGAAAUCUGUUGGUAGAGACAGUGACUUGUCGUCUGCGUCUAAUGCAGGAUCAUUGUCUGAUACUGAAUCUUAUCAUAGUGAUAACCAAUCUUCUGGCGCAGUUGAUGAAAAUAUCAACGAAAUGAGAAAUUUUGAUUUUCUUUUCUUUAUACCCCUGCAGAAAAUGUCAGGAGUGAAUGAAUUAACAGAAAUGAUUAAAGCAAUUGCUGGAACCUCUGAUUUUAUGUCAAUUGAUCUGAUAGAAACAAUUUUCGAGCAAGAAUCCGAACGUUGUCUGAUUUUAGCUGACGGCUUAAAUGAAUGGACUCCUCCACAAAAUGAAAAUCCUUUACCACAUGUCAGUUAUGGGUUACCAAAUAGAUACAAAAUAAGAAAUGCCACAUGCGUCACUCUUUCUCGACCAUUGGCUAAAGGAGUUCUUAACAUGAAGUCUUCGGAAUACGAUCAGAAGGUGCAGUUAUUAGGAAUACACAUGGCAUCUGUAAAAUGUUUCAUUGCAAAAUACCUAUCAGCCUUCAACGCAGACGAUCGGUCUGUAACAACAUUUAUGAAGAAAAUAAAAACAGACGAACUUUCGCAUCUAGAGAAUACUCCUCUGCUUUUGCAACAACUCAUGUGGUUAUACUGCACGGGUCAUGAAAUUGGAAAAUCUAUCAGCGAUACAUACAGUCACCUUGUGAAUGUCAUGCUUGGUUGGUCACAGAACAAAGAAGAGGGAAAGGAAAUGGAACAAGAUCAAAUAAGAGUUCCAAAACAAGAUAAGCAUGUGCAGCAGCUACCUAGCCUUUUACAAAGAUUUCCAAGAUGUGAAUCAAACAAGCGACUUCUACUUCUCUAAGCAAAAGUGGCUUUUGAUGCAUUGCCGUUAGAAAUGGGAUCAAGUACAUUUAGUCGAACGCAUCUUCAGAAGAGAGGUUUGUCAAACGAGGAAAUAAAUUCACUCCUAAAGUUUGGUAUUCUUGUUGAGGAGAAUUGCUUUGAUCCUACAAAGGAAAAUACUAAGUUAGAAUUUAUCCACAUAUCGUAUCUUGAGUUUUUCGCGGCAGUAUAUUUGUCCAGCUAUUAUUAUUAUGAAGAUCAGUUCUCUGGACCUGCUCUGACACCAACAAAACAGAUAAUGGCUCUCUUGAAAGACCUAUUUCUGAAGUAUAAAACAGCUGCCGACAUACUCCAGUUUUCAAACUUUCUUAAAAUGAUGUGUGGAUUAUCUCCAUUCAUGAUAUCAAAACUGUCAAAAUUAAUUUCAGAUGUUGUAUAUAGGGAUGAAAGUAUUGAAACGUACAGGAACUCUUUAUCAGAUGAGGAUUCGUUGUACAAUGAAAGGCAUGUACAUCAGAUCCAGCAACUUAUAUUCAACUGCAUGUCUGAGUGUGAUUUAGAUGAUCAGCCGCUCAUUAGUCUGUGCGAUGUUGUCAUGCACGGCAACACAAAUGUGUCUUUUCUACAAAGGAUAAUACCAGACACUGUAUUAUGCUUUUAUGCUGAGUAUAUCUUAGACGGAAAAGUUUGGAGAUGGAUUGCACGAUUGCAACAACUGCAAUAUAUGUACAUUGGUUGUAGUUGCUUACCGCAUAGUAAGAUGGUAUUGCUAUCUGCGUUAAUAAAAGAAGCUCCUUUAAGAUGCCUCACACUUGUCCGUGUAGUUUGCUCGGAAUCUGAUUGUGAAGGUCAUAAUUUGGAUCUGUAUAAACAUGAUCAGCUUCAGAAACUUGAGCUCAGAAGAUGUGACCGUAUGGCCAUUUCUGACAUAAACACUAAACGUCUCGAAAUUUUCAACUGGAAUUCUUUCUGUACUUACUCAUUAAAUGAAAAAAGCUUUCCUAAAGGCCGCUGUUUAAAAGAACUUUACCUCAAUGGUUAUCAAAAGAAACCUUUUAAAUACACCAAACAUGUGGAUUCAGUUAUAAAGACAUUGAGACAACUACGGACACUCAGAUUACGUGAUGUAGAUAUUGCUGACAAUACUCUCAGUGUUUCAUAUGGGAUGAAACAUCUUGAACAAAUUGAGAUACGUUAUGUCGCGAUGAGCCUUGAAACAUGGUGUAGAUUCGUUGAUAGUCUUUGUGAUCUUCGACAAUCUGUUCAAGUGGAUGUCACUAUCGAAGCACUUGACUGUUUCAAAUUUAAAGAAAGUCGAAAUUAUGUAAGGAAGAAUAAAGACAAGUUUAGAAUGAUCAACGAUAAGUUGCGCAGUUUCAAGUUUAGUACUAAGAAGUAAUUGUAUCAAGCUUAAACGUUUCAAAUCCUAGGGACGUUGUGGAAUGAAAACUGAAACAUGUAUAAUGCCCAAAGAAAGUGAGAACGGAAUUCUUUUUAAAGCGUAUUAUGUUCACCUUACAAUUGUCUAAAAAAUGAAAACUUUGCUUGGGAAUGCUUUUAUUUAAAAGUUAAUGCUUUUGUUAUUGCUAUUAUUAUACAAAUAGCAUCUAAAUGUGAUACGACACUUACUGACAGCUGUUUACUUCACGAAUUUAUCUUAAACAUAGGAAGUGUGGCAAUAUUAAUAUAUAUAGGACAUUGUGUUGAGUGAUGUUAAGGAUUAAGGAUUAAGAGCAAGGUGUAGAAAAGAUCAAGUCUGAUCAGACAAUUAAACGGAAGCUUAAAAGGGACAAUAUUUUAAUGUGAAGAUUUAACUAGAAGGAACCAGAAAAAUGGGUGUGGACAUUAUGACAUAUAGAAUACGAAUUGGUAAUAUGAAUUUCAGAAAAAAUAUAUAUUUCAGAACAAAUGUUAGCACAAGCGGGUGGUGUAGAAACCUGGGCCUUUAUCGGAAAACAGAGAAGACAAAAUUCUGGGAACAAUAAGUGCCUUAGAAUGUCGAUUAAUGGAUCAGUUGAAGGUAGUCCAUGAGGAACUUUCUGACAUGAAGCGAGAUGUGUCUGAAGUAAAAAAUCAAUGUUUAGAAAAUAAAAAAGAAAUAAAGAGUAUGAGACAAAACCAGACAAAAAUUACAAAUAACAUGGAAGUUAUGAAACAGGAAAUGACGCAUUUAAGAGACAAAAACUUAAAGACUACAACUUGAUGCGGAGUAUUUAGAGGAACAGGUUGACAGAAAAGAUAAGAAAAUUGAAAAAACAGAAGAAGACGUAGAACGGUUAGAUAGAGAAUCAAGAAAGAGCAGAAUGAGAAUCUUUGGUUUGCCAGAGGAACCAGAUGAAAAUGAAAAAAAUCAAUGUUUAGAAAAUAAAAAAGAAAUAAAGAGUAUGAGACAAAAAAACCAGACAAAAAUUACAAAUAACAUGGAAGUUAUGAAACAGGAAAUGACGCAUUUAAGAGACAAAAACUUAAAGACUACAACUUGAUGCGGAGUAUUUAGAGGAACAGGUUGACAGAAAAGAUAAGAAAAUUGAAAAAACAGAAGAAGACGUAGAACGGUUAGAUAGAGAAUCAAGAAAGAGCAGAAUGAGAAUCUUUGGUUUGCCAGAGGAACCAGAUGAAAAUGAAAUCAGGCUUAAAGAAGCAGUUGUAGAAAGCGUCUUAAAAGUAGCAUGUCCAGAUAUAGAAUGGGAAUCAGAUGAUAUAAAGUAUACAUUUAGAAUUGGUAAUACAUAUGAACGCACGUAAGAGAUAUAUGUGCGUUAAACAAAACACUUCAAAUGCGGCUGUGUUAGGAGACUGUGGUCGUUAUCCACUGUUUACAGCGGCAGCCAAACACUGUAUAAAGUAUUUGUUGAAAAUACUAAAAAUGCAGAAUUAUAGACUUGUAAAAAAAUGUUAUAAUAUGAUGUUAGUAUUUGACGAGAUGGGUAAAACAACAUGGGCUAUUGGUAUUAAGGAUCUAUUAAAUAUUAACGGAUUUGGAUAUAUGUGGAACCAACAGUUAGUUACCAAUGAAACAAUGCUUAUCAAGUCAUUUGUUAAUCGGUUGUGUGACCAGUACAGACAAAAUUGGAAUAGUCAUAUAAAUAACAGCCCUAAGUUAUCGACCUAUUGUUUGUUUAAGUAUGACUUUAAACAUGAAGAGUACUUAUCUGUAAUUACAAUACGUAAAUUUAGGAAUGCCUUAGCAAAGGUACGUACAUCCUCGCACGAUUUAGAAAUAGAACGAGGGAGGUAUAAUGAUACAACAAGGGAGGAUCGUAUAUGUAAGAUAUGCCAGAUGGCAGUUGAGACAGAAUAUCAUUUUAUUAUGGUAUGCCCUAUAUACGAUGAUAUAAGACUGCAGUAUUUGCCGGCAAAAUAUUACACAAAUCCAACUGUACAUAAAUUUAAUAUUCUUAUGAGUACAAGGUCUGAGAUAUUGUUAAAUAAUUUUGCAAUAUUGAUAUACCAUGCUUUCACAAAACGAAAAGCAAAUUUGUAAUAGAUAAAAUAUUUUUUGCUGAUGCUAUUUUGUUAAUGAUGCUUAAUGAUACAAAUAUGGCACCUGAUUUGAACCAGUGAUAACUUUAUGAAUGUAUAUUAUGUGAUAAGUAUAGCUUUCAUGAUUACAAGAUAUUAAAUUGUACAUUUUACAUACAAUGUAAUGUAAUAAAAAAGUUGUCAUGUUCUUAAGAAUACCAUAUGUAAAUGUAUGUAUUACAUGGAUACAAUAAAUUUGAUCUUAUCUAAAAUAAUUGCUACAGGUUACAUCGUUAGUUUUCGUUUCUAUAAAGAUGACCAUUUUUUAGAAAUUUAUAAGAAUAUUUCUUUAAAUUUGAAAUGUCACAGGCUUUAAAAAAAUUUGUGCAAUCUCAUAAAAUUAUUAUGACAACAAUUACAGCUUUUACGUCUUGUAUAUUCCUUUGUUUCAAAUGAUUGCUAUUGCUGAAAUAAAUUUCAUUUUAAACACUGAAAUGACAAGUCUAGUGAUAAAAACAGUUAAUCUAGUAUGUAGUUAAUACAUUAUUUUUCCUUGUGUAUAAUAAGUAAAAAUAUUCAGAUACUAUUUCUGUUACAUUCAAACACAUAAUAAAGAAUUAGGCUAAUAUUUAUAUGUCAUAAGUUUAUAUCCAAUGUUUUGGAGAGAUACAUACAUCUUUGUUAAUAUUUGUAGAUAUAAUACAUGUGUAUAAGUGAUAAUAAAAUAAUUUAUUAUUAUACUAUAUCUAUCUUUAGUGUACCUGUACAUUUGUCUAAAAUGUCUUUCUGUACUGCAUUAUAUUGUUAUGGGCCGGUGGCCAGUAUCAAAUAAACAUUUUGUCAUUGUCAUUGUCAUUGUGAUUGAAUGAAUAAUCAAUACAAAGCUAAACAAUGGAAGCAGAUGUUACUCAGUUAAUAUUGCAGAUGUUUUGCUAUAAUAUAAACAUUAUAUCCCAACUACAAAUUUUGUUCAACUUCUAGCUUAGAAACUAGCAUCCAAACAUCCAAACAAAAUAAUACAUUAUUUAGUGCAGUUUGUCUAUCAUUGUCAUCUAUCGUUAUAUUAAAUCGCAAUAAAUCCUAUGCAAAGGUUACAAAGUUUGUAAAUUUAAAAAUAUAAAAUGAGGUACAUAAAAGAAAAUAAAUCAAGAAUAAAAA